Messenger RNA from Oncorhynchus mykiss (rainbow trout), 1679 nucleotides. RefSeq names its product transgelin-3-like. Gene Ontology annotation, biological process: actin filament organization. Gene Ontology annotation, molecular function: actin filament binding. The record is from RefSeq and is a predicted model, not a curated record. Gene Ontology annotation, cellular component: actin cytoskeleton. NCBI's taxonomy places the organism in Eukaryota, Metazoa, Chordata, Actinopteri, Salmoniformes, Salmonidae.
GGCAGUAAAUGAGGCUGAAUUAAGUGCUUUGCUGGCAAACAAGCCAGGUGUAGCAGUGUUAAGGUGUUGGGACUGCUGUUGGCCCUAACAGUGUGUGGGCACCGUUAUCGUGCAAUUAAUGAAUUGUUUCGUGUUGUGUUAGCUUUGCUGGCAUGGUGUUUAAUGGCUUUGCUGGCAUGAAUCUAAAACAAAUUGGGUGACUUUGCCCCACCAAGAUUAUCAUGCUAAUAUCACCCCUGGACUUUAUGAUAAUGAUGGUCAGCCCACAUAGCCUUAAAGCUGAUCGUAGGCUCGCCUUGCCUUGCUUUGCCAUCUCCUCUUCUUCUCGCUGGCCUGUCGCAUUCUGUAUCAGAGAUCUAGAGGGAUCCUCCUCUUGGCGCCGCACAUAUAAAACCUGUGGCGUGCCACUCCCGGACACUGAGUCCAGAGCCUCACCCACGCAUGCGCCGCGGGUUCAGCAUCCUCUGCGCUGACCAGCUCAGCGGAAUUAACCACACAGCAGCUACCAGACGAACGUUCUCUCCUCUUUUUUCUACAGGUGCAGGCUGCCAGUGCUGUGACUGCUGCAGGGUGUUGGUCAGUGGAGCUGCAAACGUCUGGUCAGUGGGUGUCUGUCUGGCCUGUCUGUUUGGGUGAGCAGGACAGGAGGAGCCAUGGCUAACAGGGGACCCAGCUACGGCCUGAGCAAGGAGGUGCAGGAGAAGAUAGAGCUGAAGUAUGAUCUGGACCUGGAGGCCCGGCUGGUGGACUGGAUCGUAGCUCAGUGUGGGGGGAACCUGGAGAGACCACAGCCAAGCAGACAGAACUUCCAGACCUGGCUGAUGGAUGGAACAAUUCUCUGUAGGCUCAUCAAUAGCCUGUACCCGCGUGGUAAUGAGCCCAUCAAGAAGAUUCUGGAGACCCAGAUGGCCUUUAAGCAGAUGGAGAAGAUCUCCCAGUUCCUGCAGGCUGCCGAGGCCUACGGAGUACUCACCACAGACAUCUUCCAGACCGUGGACCUGUGGGAAGGGCAGGACAUGGCUGCGGUGCAGAGAACCUUGAUGGCCCUAGGAAGUGUUGCCCUCACCAAGGACGAUGGACAUUACCGUGGCGACCGAGACUGGUUCCACAAGAAAGCUCAGGGUUACCGGCGGGAGUUCUCUGAGGACCAGCUUCGUCAGGGCCAGAGUCUGAUUGGUCUACAGAUGGGCAGCAACCGUGGGGCCUCGCAGUCCGGCAUGACGGGCUACGGAUCGCACCGCCAGAUCAUGUAGAGACACAAGCCAGCUGCCCAGCCAGCUGCCAGCCACUCCUUAGCCUGGCGGUGUACUCCAGUUACUGGACCUCCAGAAGAGAGCUCCACCACAUUCCCGGAACCUCAUGAAAUGACCCAACCCCUUUUUCCCCUUCCCCAGCAACAUUCAUACAUACAUACAUACACACAUUUCAUUGUUUGUCCCCAACACCCGAACAGGGUGCUCCAUAUACCACAACCACACCAUGAUUCCUACAGACCUCAGUAGUUUCUGCUUACCCCACACCCACUCUCCAGUCCUCCUUGGUCCUGCUGUCUCCAUCCAUAUAGUCCUGCUCUCUCCAUCCAUACGGUCCUGCUCUCUCCAUCCAUACGGUCCUGCUCUCUCCAUCCAUACGGUCCUGCUCUCUCCAUCCAUACGGUCCUGCUCUCUCCAUCCAUACGG